AUGAGUACCCCUGCUGACGUUGCAUCUUUGAUUAGUGAUAAAUACAAGAGCGCCUUAGAGAAUGGCAACUUGAAGUUUAUCCAAACGGAAACUAAGAAAACAAAGGACCCUAAAACCAGUAUGCCUUACUUGAUUAGUCACAUGCCAAGUCUGAUCGAGAAGCCGGAACGUGGCCAAAUUCCAGAAGGAGAAGAUCCAUUGGGCAAAGCUGAGGAGGAAUUGACUGUUAUCCCAGAAUUUGGUGGUGUCGAUAACAAAGCGUACAAACUGUUAUUAAACAAAUUCCCUGUGAUUCCUGAGCACACUUUAUUGGUAACUAACGAAUACCAACAUCAAACAGAUGCCUUGACUCCAGCCGAUUUGUUGACUGCUUAUAAAUUGCUAUGUGCUUUGGACGAUGAAGAAUCCGAUAAGAGACACAUGGUCUUUUACAAUUCUGGUCCAGCCAGUGGUUCUUCGCUAGAUCACAAACAUUUGCAAAUUUUGCAAAUGCCUCAAAAAUUUGUCACCUUUCAAGAUAAACUAUGCAGUGGCAAAGAGCAUUUCCUGCCAACUUUCAACACUGAACCAUUGCAAGAUGCUAAGGUAUCGUUUGCUCAUUUUGUCUUGCCAAUGCCGGAAUCUGAAGACACUGUAGAUGAGGACCUAUUAGCUAUGUGUUACAUCUCCAUAUUGCAAAGAGCUUUGACCUUCUUCCAGGACUGGUUGAAUGAAACUCCAGAUUUAAAGAAGUCUUACAAUCUUAUGUUAACCAAAGAAUGGAUCUGUGUUGUUCCGCGUUCCAAGGCUUUCUCUGAUGAAAUGAAAAUAGGUUUCAACUCCACUGGUUAUUGUGGUAUGAUCUUAACCAAGAACGAUGAAGUCUUCUCCGAGAUUACUGAAAAACCUGAAUUAAUUAACGAUAUCUUAUUGGAAUGUGGUUUCCCAAACACCUCUGGUCAAAAACCAAAUGAGUACAACUACUGA
Molecule: messenger RNA, 966 nt
Organism: Saccharomyces mikatae IFO 1815
Lineage: Eukaryota; Fungi; Ascomycota; Saccharomycetes; Saccharomycetales; Saccharomycetaceae
Gene: APA1
Product: bifunctional AP-4-A phosphorylase/ADP sulfurylase
Exons: 1
Coding region: 1-966 (321 amino acids)
Biological process (GO): nucleotide metabolic process
Molecular function (GO): ATP binding; ATP:ADP adenylyltransferase activity
Source: RefSeq, a predicted model, not a curated record